AACAGGAGAAAGUAUUUCGACUUCAUAAAGCGUUUGUGCUCGGCCAUACUUAAAUUAACAUUUAAAGUCUUUCCCAUCUUAUUACGAACAACAUAAUCACCAACACGACUUGAAGUGGUAAAUGUCCAAGGAACUGGAGCAAAUUUCGAACGCAUUAAAGUUUGAAAAAACUAUUAAAGUGUACCGUUUUCUUAAUUGUACUGAAUAUAGACACCUACCUACGCAUUUUGAAGGGGUGCGCUUUGUACCUGUCCGUAGAAUGUAUUAUAUCAGUGCAAAAUUGGUUGUAACCCGGAAUAUUCGACCCAACUUAAAGCUUAUUCUGAAAUUUGAAAGAUGUAAAUCACGAGAACAUUUAGAUUCUUGCGAGCCGUAUCAGGAUAUCAAUAUUAAAAGUGCGUGUCAAAGAACUUUAUCCAAAUUUAAGGCUUGGAGUGCAUUUGUUGAAAAGAUGGAGCCUAGUCUUGGUUGCCCGUUAUUAAAGGGUACAUAUUCAUGCCAAAAUGGAACGUUUGAUGGUAUUGCUCUCGCUGUUUUGCCAAUAGAGGGGUGGUAUUGGAAGGUUCGUGCUUUUGUUUACGAGGAAGGCGUGAAGAAUUCCGGUCCCAUUAUGUGCGUUUAUGUGGAAGGAGAGAUUGUAAAUGUAUAGACCUUGUGUAGCUUUUUUGGGUGGUGUUAUUUGGACCGCUCUGUAGUUUACUGUUGAUACUUUUUGAUGUAACAUUUUAUUUGUUAGUUGGGUAGAUAAGUGCAAAGAAAUGUUCAUCCUCUAUUAUGAUAUAGUAAUAAAUUGAAGAGAACAUUUUUUGAUCGCAAGAAUAGACUCCUUCGUUCUGUUGCUGCCAGUGGCGUCGCUAGAGUACGAUGCGCCGGGUAGCAAAACAAUUAAUGCGCCUUUCUCCAAAAAUAAAAAAUAAAGAUAACUCGCAUACACAUGCAGGUGCAGGG
This is a messenger RNA of Photinus pyralis (common eastern firefly), 948 nucleotides long. RefSeq lists its product as uncharacterized. The transcript is spliced from 5 exons. The record is from RefSeq and is a predicted model, not a curated record. NCBI's taxonomy places the organism in Eukaryota, Metazoa, Arthropoda, Insecta, Coleoptera, Lampyridae. Bases 122 to 649 code for a protein of 175 amino acids.